AUGAAACUGAUCGGAUUUCUUCUGUGUUCUGUGGCCGCGGCCAGCAUUCCGGCAAAUGCAAGUGAUGUGAAUACGGAGCAGGAGCAGAUUCGAACAGCAUUACCCUGGCUAUAUCUUUUGGCGCUAACGGCAGGCCGUCCACAGAUACCUAUCCUCAGACCCCAAGAUGAGACGCUGCCCAUCACAAACACUGCGAUCAUGAAACAGCCCCAGUCCGAUGAGAUACUGAACUCCGAGCAAACCAACAACGAGGUGCGAGAGCAGUUCCUCCAAGGAAUUCUUCUGGGCCUACAGCAGCCAGGAUCCGCCACAGUUUCACCCGCUGUGCUCUCAGACUUUCUUGCCCAGGCCACAACUACUACCACACGAAAUGAGGAUGAGGACGUUGACUACAUAGACUUUAAGAAUGGAUCGCGCAUCAAAUACGAUUUGGAUGAUGCCGAGCAGCCGGCUAAUAAAAUUCUGCAGCGGACUACCAGUCGUCCGGCUCCGAGUCCGCCGCAAAACACUGCCCUUUAUUAUAGAACUCCACCCAGAUACGUUUACUAUAGACCUAUAUAUGGGUCUACGCCAUAUUAUUAUCGAGUUGGAUAUCCUACUACUAUUAUUAAUCGGUGAUAAAGUAAUAAAGAAAAUAAUAAUCAUAGGGAAAGAUGGUUUGUAAAAUAGCUUUGUCUUGCAGUAGGUCCAUUAUGAUAGCCCAUUAGUGGACUAAGUUAUGGGAAUUAAGCUUUCAGUUCACUUCUGUGAUUUCGCUAGCCAAAACCAAUAA
Drosophila yakuba is the source of this 772-nucleotide messenger RNA. RefSeq lists its product as uncharacterized. The coding region runs from base 1 to 618 and encodes 205 amino acids. Lineage: Eukaryota; Metazoa; Arthropoda; Insecta; Diptera; Drosophilidae. The transcript has a single exon. The record is from RefSeq and is a predicted model, not a curated record.